AUGAAGAUUCGACUUGGAAUGGAUCGAAAUGACAGAAGAAAAAUGUUAAGUGCUCUAAGAGAACCGAAAUUGGAAGAAGCACGUCAAUUUUUAAUGGAACGAACAAGGGGAUUAAGUCCAAUAGCGCCAUAUUUUCAAGAAGAACGGUACGAUACAAAGGACGGAGAUUAUUGUAUUACAAGGCUUGAUGUGACCCCAUUUCGAGGAGCAAAAAGUGUACAAGAUGUGUUUUUAGCCUUACAGCAAGCCAUCUUUAAUGCUGAAAUUAUCAUUUCCGAGACGUCGGGAAAUAUUACCAUUCGUGAAGACGAUGAAUUGGGAGAUCAUAAUUUAUCACACAUGCGCUUUUCGUCGGAGUCCUCGCUUGGUGUACAACUUGAGACGAAUUUAGUGUUGUUCUCGGAUAGCAUACAAUACGAAACGAAGGAUGUGGACUAUGGUCGUUGUGCGAUCAUGGCGUUAGAUUUUGUCGAUGAAGAUGAAAAGUACCCGUACAAGCCAAAUGAGCGCAUAAGACGUGAUUUUACGACUGUGACCAUGGUAUCGUCCUAUCAAGACUAUACUGCUGGCAUCAAAGAGGAGGGUGAACUUGUGGUAGUGGUCACACGAUGGGCGGCCACUAUUGUACGACGUCCAUCCGUUUCUAUUUCAUAUGGUGUUUGGGAUGACUUGCGCAACUCGAAUCUUCGAUGGCCAGACUUGAUGCUUAACUGUGUGCGUGAAACUCUCGGACUGUCUGCAGUGAAUCCUACUGUCCCCAAAUGA
Peronospora farinosa is the source of this 765-nucleotide messenger RNA. The record is from the annotation of a GenBank genome assembly. Lineage: Eukaryota; Oomycota; Peronosporomycetes; Peronosporales; Peronosporaceae.